CACCUCGGGGCUGUGUGGGGAGCAGCCCUGGUCCUAUGGGAUGCUGGCGGGCAGGGAAGGGGAAGGAAAGGAUGUGAAGAGUUUCCUCUGCCAAUUAACCCCAGCCUGUGGUCACCUCUCUGUGUAUUCUGGAUAAUUAAUGGCCCUUUCACCAUUGGAAUGUGGGGUUGGGGUAGAGGACAGAUGGCAGCUGGCCGUGCAGCUCGGGGUGCACUGUGUGGAUGUGCACAAGCAAGAGGUGGGCUCUGAUCCCAGCACAGAGACCCUACAGCCACGAACUGCAUGGGAACAGGAGGGGAUGCGGCCCGGUCCAGCCUGGCUGCGGUUGUUCCUGUUGGUCCCAUUAGUGCUGUCAUUAAAAUCCAGUUAAUCUCCUAUGCAAAGCAAAGGCAGUCAGGGCAGCCUUGCAGAGGGGCACAGCUGGACCCUUGUCCUUGUCCCCCAGCCCUCCCCUCCCGUUGUGUACUGGGGCUAAUUGGUGCAGGGUGCCCGUCUUUGCACCUUGUUAGCAUGGCUAUUAGCUCUCUUUACCCUCCUGAUUGCCCAUGUGCAUAUUUGACUCCAAUCCAUCUUUCCAGCCAGUUAUAAAUGCUGGGCUGGGGUUGCAGAGGGGAGUCUGGCUGGGGCUGGGACACAGAGCCAUGCUGGGCGCUGUGCUGCUGCUGCUGGCCUUGGCACGGCCGGCGUCCCCGGAGAGCCGCAGGGCUGAGGCUCUCAAGAAGCUGCUGGAAGUGUUUGGCAUGGAGGACCCCCCGCCGCCCCCAGCCCACGUCAAACAGCCGCCGCAGUACAUGGUGGAUCUGUUCAACGCGGUGGCCAACGCCGACGGCGUCACCAAAAACCCCGACGUCCUGGAGGGCAACACGGUCCGCAGCUUCCUGGAUAGAACUCACAGCGAGAAGAUGCGGUUCCUCUUUGUGCUCUCCAGCGUGGCCAAGAACGAGAAGAUCCUGACGGCGGAGCUGCACCUCUUCCGUCUGUGGCCGAGAGCCACUGAGGGGCCCAGGAGGCACCACUUCUGUCAGGUCAGCGUGUACCAAAUCCUGGACAAGACUGAGCCGGACUCCCCCGAAGGACAGAAGCUGCUGGCAUCCAGGCUGCUCUCACUGCAGGGCUCGGGCUGGGAGGUCUUUGCCAUCACGCAGGCUGUUCGGGAUUGGACCCAGGAUGAGAGCAGCAACCGAGGUUUGCUGGUGACGGUCCAUGGUCUGGGUGGGAGCCCACUCGAGGCCCCCACCGUGCAGUUUGCAUCCAGCGGGGACCACCAUGAGAGCAAGAAGCCCAUGCUGGUCCUGUUCACAGAUGAUGGGCGCCGAGGAGCAUCCCUGCCCAUGGCCGGAGUGCCAGCCUCCCAGCCUCGGGAUUUCCCUGCCAAGCUGACCGGCCCACGCAGCGCUCGCUCUGUGGACCGACUGCAGCCCUGCCAGAGGCACCCCCUGUCCGUGGACUUCGAGGAGAUCGGCUGGUCGGGGUGGAUCAUCUCACCCCGGGGUUACAACGCCUACCACUGCCGGGGCUCCUGCCCCUUCCCCCUGGGUGAGAACAUGCGGCCGACCAACCACGCCACUGUGCAGUCCAUCAUCAACGCCCUGAAGCUGAGCGAGGGCGUCAGCAGCCCCUGCUGUGUGCCCGACAAGCUCCACUCCAUCAACCUGCUCUACUUCGACGACGAUGAGAACGUGGUCCUCAAGCAGUACGACGAUAUGGUGGCUGGGAGCUGCGGCUGCCACUGAUGCAGAGACCUCCCCCCCCCUCCAUUGCAGAGCAGCUCUGCUGAGGGUGACCCUGUUGGUGCUGGGAAGGCUCAGGGUUGGACUCAGGGCUGAUUCUGUGCAGGUUUCCCUGCCUGCAGUGACUGUACCAUAUGUAUAUAGUGAGAGCACUAAUAUAUGGCCGAAAUCGGUGUCCUGUAAAUGCCUGUACAUUGCUGUGCUUUGUAAAAUGAACUCAGAGGAACUAUUAAACGUGCUGUUCUCA
This is a messenger RNA of Coturnix japonica (Japanese quail), 1977 nucleotides long. Its product is annotated as bone morphogenetic protein 2-like. Gene Ontology annotation, molecular function: growth factor activity; cytokine activity. NCBI's taxonomy places the organism in Eukaryota, Metazoa, Chordata, Aves, Galliformes, Phasianidae. The record is from RefSeq and is a predicted model, not a curated record. Gene Ontology annotation, cellular component: extracellular region.